AUGGCCCCGUCCUCCGGCACUAUGAACCUGGGGCAGCGUUCGGCAGCGUAUCGAGGCUAUCUCGCCUUGGGGCGCCUGCCGCGCAAUACUCCCUCUUUCAGCUUGAACUCAGAGGGCUGCCCAGUGGUCCAUCGCGGUGAAGUAUGCUGCCGGAUGCCUCAGAGCGAAGGGGGAAGCUGCGGAAGGCGAUUCGCCCACCGUCAAAGCCUGGGAAGACAUGUGCGAGUGGUACACCGAACUUUCGAAGCGAAAGGGUUCAACAGAACUACCGUACAAGAAGCCGACGGUGAGCAAAGGAUCUCAUGAGAUCCUUAUUGUAUGCUAAUUUGCAUUUGAAGCAUUCUACAUUGAUCUCAUGAAAGAGGAGGAGUAUGAGGGCAAGCACAGCAAUGCACAGUACGAUGCUUUCGGUGCAUCUCCGCGCGACUGGGCGCUCAAUGCCAAUCAACGGAAUCACAACAUCUCUCGAGCGACUGUCGAGAUGGCGAUAACUCGGCAGGGCGCAGAAGUCGGUGCUACCCAAAACACGCGUCAUGCUGCGAUUUCGGUCGCCGAGCACGUCACGCAGGCUCCAUCAAUCGCCAACUCGCAGGUCAUUGAUCUCGACCCUAGCGACGAUGAGGCGUCUUCCGAGGAGAUUACGAUGGAUUCUAUGCCGCAGUCUACCCACAGCGGGAUUAAGAUGAUACAGUCGGCUGAGAUGAACCAGCUGAUGCAGAGCUAUGCUGGCAGUAUUGCAAGAGGACUGGUGUCUGUGACCGCUGCUGCUCCUGCCCAGCAACCUCAGCAUGCAACUCCAACGACUCGGCAGCGGCACAUCGACAUUGAAGACGAAAGCGGAGACAACAUUGCAACCGAAUCUGUCUGCGGUCGGGCUCCGACUGGCCUGCAGCAUCAGCAUGCUAGUGGAGGUUGCUGA
Molecule: messenger RNA, 919 nt
Organism: Lecanosticta acicola
Lineage: Eukaryota; Fungi; Ascomycota; Dothideomycetes; Mycosphaerellales; Mycosphaerellaceae
Source: the annotation of a GenBank genome assembly